AAUAAAGUCGUGAGAAGAGGAGCGAGUUUUCCAGCAGCAGUGCAGGCGCCGUUUGUGUAAAUUUAUUCCUUCCCAAAAUUGCAUAUGGAAAUUGUGGAUCUUGCCGAUGAAUUAAACUCUGAAGCGAUUGCUGUCACCGGAGACUAGAAUUACAUCAACGGUCCAUCGAAGCAUGAUUAACUGAGAUGCUGGAAUACCUCUGCGAAGAAAAGUGUUCUUGUGAAGAGUAAUGAGACAGACUCCCAUCGUUUUCCCUGUUGGUACAUUUUCGGGCGUACGGAAAUUGUUUGUGUUAGUGUCACGGAAAACGGAAAAUUGUGAAGAACAGAUCGUCGAUGAGCAAGAUCAAAGGGUGUGGAAAGGAGAAUGAAAACAUCUGUUAGUUUGGUAUAGUGCAAUAACAUAAAUAUACAAUGCAUAUGCGCUGAGAAAGAGGAAGUAACUAACUUGUUCCGUGAAACGCUUAAAAGUUGAGAACUGUUCGCAUUUCCAUUUCUAAUACGGAAAGUAUUCUUAUAAGAUUACUGUUUAGAAAAAGUAAAAAAGUGUCAACAAGCGUGCGAUCGUCAGAAAUUGAUCUUGUGAACAGCGGGAACGAAGGUUUGUUUUGGGAGAGGCCAGUGUGCAAGAAUUGUGAACGGAAAUGGGAUGUGCAUCAUCAGCUGAGGAACGUGCGGCGAUUGCUCGCUCGAAACAGAUCGAACGCAACCUCAAGGAAGAUGGAAUACAAGCGGCUAAGGAUAUCAAAUUGCUGUUACUGGGCGCUGGCGAAUCUGGGAAGAGCACAAUCGUUAAACAGAUGAAAAUUAUUCACGAAAGUGGCUUCACGUCAGAGGAUUUCAAACAGUAUCGACCGGUAGUGUACAGUAACACCAUCCAAUCUCUAGUAGCAAUAUUACGAGCUAUGCCAAAUCUUAGCAUCGCAUUUGGAAAUAAUGAACGAGAGUGUGACGCAAAAAUGGUGUUUGACGUGGUGCAACGGAUGCACGACACGGAACCAUUCUCGGAGGAUCUCCUGCUAGCGAUGAAAAGGCUGUGGUCCGAUUCCGGCGUGCAGGAAUGUUUCUGCCGUAGCAACGAGUACCAGCUGAAUGAUUCCGCUAAAUAUUUCCUAGACGAUCUGGAUCGAUUGGGGGCGAAAGAUUACCAGCCCACCGAGCAAGAUAUCCUUAGGACACGUGUCAAAACCACUGGCAUUGUGGAAGUGCAUUUCUCAUUCAAGAACCUGAAUUUCAAGCUGUUCGAUGUCGGCGGGCAGCGAUCGGAGCGAAAGAAAUGGAUCCACUGCUUCGAAGACGUCACCGCCAUCAUUUUUUGCGUUGCCAUGUCGGAGUAUGAUCAGGUGUUACACGAAGACGAAACCACGAACCGCAUGCAGGAAUCGCUGAAGUUGUUCGACUCCAUCUGCAAUAACAAGUGGUUCACGGAUACCUCAAUCAUUCUGUUCUUGAACAAAAAGGAUCUGUUCGAGGAGAAGAUACGGAAAAGCCCGCUAACAAUCUGCUUCCCCGAGUACACCGGUGGACAGGAAUACGGCGAAGCUGCGGCAUACAUCCAAGCGCAGUUCGAGGCUAAGAAUAAGUCCACAUCCAAGGAAAUCUACUGUCACAUGACUUGUGCAACGGAUACCAAUAACAUCCAGUUUGUGUUCGACGCUGUUACUGAUGUUAUCAUAGCCAACAAUCUGAGAGGCUGCGGUCUAUACUAAGCGCGGUCCUGGCAAUUCUUUUUAUUUCAGUGCUGCGCGAUUUAGUAUCGGAACCGUCGGAGGGUUAUGCAUUUGACUAUAAUCAUUACAACAAGGUGGAAGUUUAAAAAAACCUAGUAAGAUAAUACGCAAAACAGAUCAGGAAAAAAACUAUUGGUUAGUACUCCAAUUGAUUGGAAGUCGAGAUUUGAGUGACACGGAUCACAGCCGAAAUCGUGAAUGAAGCUAGAGAGAGAAGAGAGGCUCUAAGUGAGAAAAUGAAAACAAAUAUGAAUAUCAGUGUUCACAACAAACAACAACAAAAAACUAGUAUAUAUUUUACUAUACUUUAAGUUUGCUGAAAACGUACACACACACAUACGAAAGCAUUUCAAGAAGAAGGGGGAAUAUUUUUACUAAUCCCAGUUCAAAAACAAAAGGAUACAUACUUAGCACAACUAUUAGAAGAAAUUCAUUUAAUCGCUCACAUAUAAAACCUACAUUAUAUUUAAUAAUUAAAGUCAUUACCAACGUUUCACAAACAUAAUUUCGUGCGAAAAUAUUCGUAGCUCUUUAAACCAAUUAUGUAUACAUCUAAUACCUCGUUAGGAUAUUUUAUUUAUUUUGACAUAGCUUAUUUAUACGAAACAAAGAUUUGGAUUCACGAAUUCGAACACAAUGAAGUCGAACAUAAAUUUCAUUCUCAAUACAUUCUAAUGCCUUCAACGAACAUAGGUAGGAAGUGACGCAGACGCAGGACGGUUUGGUAGGCUGUUAUCGAAAUCUCGAGAGAGACAAAAAGCAACUGUUGUAUAUAGCUUAUUUAUUUAUUUAACUCUUUCCUGGCGAUGAAUCAUGAAGCAUGUUUCGAGUUCGAGUUUUAUCCAAAGAUCUACGCUAUGAUUGCUUUGCAUUGAUACGCACUGUUCUGCACAAAUUCAAACCCUCCGCUUCGCUUCGGAGAUUCGACCCAUAGAGACCUUGAACACGAUGAUGUACAUACAUUCCCUGUCAUCAAUAGUCAAACAUCCCAAAGCAGUACCUAAAACUCUUUCGCUUUAAACGACUAUCAUUGAAUACAAACUAAGCGGACGAAGUAUUAUCUCGCGUACAUUCCUAUGAUGUACACAAGUGUUAGCAGAGGCUAGAUUCUGAUAACAACUCAUCAAGUUUGCUCUCUGAAACUUCUGUAUACCAUCUCUUCGCACAAAUGCGCAUUUCGUUUUCCAAAAUGCUUUUCCGGAAUGAAAACAACGCGCACACGCAGCACGAACGUUACGACGCGCGACAUCGCCAUUCAGAUCUGGUCACUGAAAUAAAGAGGAAUGCUUAGUGGGGAAGUGGGGGCAAAGUGGUCACCCUGAGGAAGAUUCCAAUUUGAUACAUUUACAUAACGCGCUACAAUCCCAGUUUUUUUGAAGAAUACUGUAACCUCACUAAUUGUUAUUCAAGAUAGCGAACGGCUUUUAUCAUACGAAUUAAAAAUAGUACAUUUCGUACGUAUCAUACUAAAUGAGAUAGAUCUAUGCGAUGUUUUUCGUCCAAGCUUGUCUUAUACCUACAAAAACUCAUUAAAGAAACCAUUGGUAACCAUAGGUUGAUUGGAGUGUCCGCUUUUUCCAGGAUUUAAAACCAUUGUCUAUCGAAACUCCUCUAAUAACACCAGCCAUAAGUGACGUCUUCAGAAGCAGCAUCUGAUAAUGGUCUAUCACCUUCAGCAAACAGUACAUUGUUGUGAAAAUUCCUUGAAAUUUCUAGAGAUCGAAUCGUUUUCACAACAUUAUUCUUCCUAUGAACCCAUUUCCCCAACUGCCUGCCGCACCGAUUCUCACCAAGCCCUGUUCAAGCUGGUCCAACCACCACGUUCGAUGGACUCCUGUUCUUCUUGUUCCCACCGGAUUCGAUGCAAACACCAUCUUUGCAGAGUUGCUGUCCGACAAUCUUGCAACAUGCCCUGCUCAUCGCACUCAUCCAGCCAUAGAGUUGCGUCAGUUAGUGGUUCAUUACUCCGUUUCCUAUACACCACCAUAUAUUGUUCUGAGCACUCGGCGAUCGAAAAUACGAAGUGCUUGUGAAUCCUCUUCGAGCAUCGUCUAUGCUUCAUGCCCGUAGAGAACAACCGGUGGUAUCAGAGAUUUGUACAAGGUACACUUCGUUCGGGGUCGGAGUUUGUUGGACCUUAAGGAUUUGCGGAGCCCAUAGUAGGCGCGACUUUGCAUCUUCGAAAUUUGUGGCUGUUGUUAUUGUCCACGUCGUCGGCGAAGCAGACAAACUAGGCUACACUCCCGCAUGUUGAAGCCCGUUCUCCGCAACUCACUUUCCAGCGCCACGUUGGAGAGCAGACACGAGAGUCCUGCCCGCUGCCUUCGGAGAGUCACGUCGAUGUUCUCCUGUAUCCGUUCUAGGAUAACUUUGCACAUAACUUUCAAAACAAUACACAGUAACAUGAUGCCUCGCCAAUUAUCGCACACGGUCGUAUCCUCCUUCUUGGGGAUCUUCACUAAGAUGCCCUGCAUCCAGUCGGCCGGAAACGUUGCAGUGUCCCAGAUAUUCGAGAAUAGUUGAUGCAGCAUUCGUGCGGAUAGCAUGGGGUCAGCUUUGAGCAUCUCUGCUUUGGGAGCUUUGUUGGAUUUCAUACACCGGAUAGCUGUUUCGAUCUCAUGCAGCGAUGGAGCCUCGGAGUUGACACGAGUGAUGCGUCGAACCCUUGGCGGAUCCUGCCGAGAAUUUGAAGGCUGAUUGGACGUCGAAACUUGAAGAAGUUCGGAGUGCUCAAACCAGUGUUUCAGCUGGUCUGUGGGGUCGGUGAGUAUGUGUCUGGUCGUGUCUUUCACAAGCACCCUUGGAUUCAUCCUAGCUCCGCUCAGGCGUCGUGAGAUAUCGUAGAGGAGGUGCAUAUCGCCAGUUGUAGCGGCUUUCUCCUCUUCGUCAGCCAGGGAGUCCGCCCAUGCUCGCUUGUCUCGUAUACAGAAGCGUUUAAAUUCCUUCUCCAGCAUACCGUUGACGGGCUUCGUUCUUGGCUCCUCUGGUUUUUACCUGCUCAAUCACUUCCAUACGCUCCUCAAUCUUCCGCCAGGUUCUAUCCGUGAUCCACUCCUUCCUCGGAGCGCAGCUGGCCCAGGUUAUUUCCACUAUUCUCUAUGAAGGCGUUCUUGAUGGCUGUCCACUGUUCUUCUACGUGGCCACCUUCCGGAAUAUCUUCUGCUCGAGUUUCAAGUCCUUCAAAGAACGACCUCUUCACAGUUGGAUCUUCUAGUCGGCGUAUGUUGAAUCACCGUCCAAGCCUCUCCACCAGUCGCUGGAUCCGUGCAGGCGGAUCUCGCCAACCAGAAGGUGAUGGUCAAACGCGAUGUCGGCGAAAAUAGCAGCAACGUACAAAACUAUGACUAAAGGGCUACCGAAAGAACGAUUUUUGUUUUUCUGUAUAUUUUGACGACUUUACUGAUGUACAAGGGCUCAAAAGACUUGAAACUCUUCAAACAUAACGUGACUAUCAAUAUGGCAUCAAUAGUCAAUAGUUAUCCUGCCAAACAAGCAGGUGACCACUUUGCCCCCACUACCCCUACUCCAAUGUUUACCAUAAAAUUUUGGUUUUUCAAACAACUUGAGUGUAUGAUUACAUACAGGUACGGGACGGGAACUACAACACGUAGACAACAUACAAAAGCAAAGUGAGCUUUGACAUUAUUUGUGCCAACUUCAUAGAAAGAAAACAGAUAUGUUUGUACUAGAUUUUGCAACUUAAUCAUUUUUAUUGUGUUUCCAGUAGAACGUUUCGUAUUAGCUCUGUUCGUUUCCACCUUGCCAAAUCCCAACAUAAACUGAGUGAAAAUCACCGAUACACGAUAAAACGACCAAAAGAAUAUCUUGUAGCGGGUGAACAACUUCGUACAAAUGAUGAAAAUGUUAGAACCAAACCAUGAGAAUAUUUUUUCGCCUUUAUUUUUCUAAACUGUUGUUUCGAACUCUUAUUUCGAAAUAUGUUUGACAAUCGUACAACAAUGUUAUUGAAUUGCUCUGUGCACAAAGUCGUUUCACAAUUCAACGCACCCUACCCAAAUCAAGCAAAUUGAGAUACACCGCGCGACAGGCAAAUCACUAUUCUUUCUCCACCGUUGAAACAAAUGUAACACACAAUUUAAUUCUAGUCACCGCAAUCGAAUCUAUAUAUUAUUGUGAGAGAAGCAACAAAGCGCAAUCAAAAAGCAUAAAUUUAUUUCGCUCUGAGAACACAAGAAGACGCGUUAGAAAAACAUGACCAAAGCCAUUAGCACAUUAAUUCCAACGGGUAAAUACUAUUGAUUGACGUUCUUACAUGUCACACUUAUUUAUUUGAGAGAUAGAGAGGGAAAAAGAAAUUCCUUUGUUGAAAAGUGUUUUGUUCAAUAAAUAUUUGAAACCGCUGUCGAAAAAGUACUGACGGUAAAUUUGCGCAUUGAGAUAAAUAAUACAAACAAAAAUCCCUAAAAGCUGAAUUUCCAACAACAAAAAAAACGCUGCUAUAAUUAAAACUAUUUGAAAAAAUAAAGUUAGCUUAUAUUUGACGAAAUAUAUUCGCUUACAAAACAUCAUUAGUAUAUUUUUCAAAACAAACCUAAAUAGUAGAGAAAAAGAAAAUACGAUAAAUAGUUCAGUAGCUUAAGUAAGCAAGUCAUUAUGAGGAACUGUAAGAAAUUCUAGUAUAAGAUUGUGAAGCUACACCACAAGAAGCUGAAUAAAUAAUAAAGUAACAAGUAAAAACUUCAAACCUCCAAACAACAACAACAAAAAACUUAUAUCAAAAAACGCGUCAUUCGCCAACCAGAGGAAUGUACAAUGAAACCGGGGUUAGAAUUGAUUGAGUCAGGCCCUAGAGUACCAUACCAUGUUUGAGAUCAUCAUUUAUUUCCAAUUCAAUAAGGGAAAUGUUUCAAAAACACGAGAGGAGUGACGCAAAAAAAAGAAGAAACUCAUUAAAAGUCGUGAAACCAAGUUGUCGAUGCACUAUUAAAAUAAUAACGGUGGGAUGAGGAUAAGGUUACAUUAGAAAACAAAACCAAAAUUUAACUUAUUGUCAUAUAACUCGAAGGUAAACAAACAAAAACAACCGUAGUUAUAAAAUCAAAUCAAUGAAAAGGUGGGCGCAAAAUCCGCAAACAAAAAAAAACAAACCGAUUCUGUAAUUCAUCAUCACUACAUCAUACUUGAGAGUGCAUGCAAACGCGAGAACAGAAAAGCAAAUCUUUCCGAGAGGAAACAAAAAUAGCUUUGAAAUGAAAUCAGAGUGGACUAGAUAAUUGAAAACGACGAUCAGUUACUCGUUGAUGGAAGCGAUGGAUACGCUUUCGAACAACCGCAACUGAAUUGAAUAGCUACAAAGGAUUCGAGAGUUGAACGGAGCAGGAAAUACUGUUGUUGUGGGACGGAAUAGCAAAGAAACAUCCCAUUGAGAUCGUGAGAUGAGCGAACGGAGGAAGAGAACCAUAGAACUCACAGUAAAUUAGCACUCUAAUAAAAAAAAACAAACAGAAAGGUUAUAUAUUUAACUUAAUGUAUAUGUAAUUUUAUGUGUGAUGUAAAAAAUCGGAACAAAUAAAUGCGUUUUAGCCACUAA
Molecule: messenger RNA, 7280 nt
Organism: Toxorhynchites rutilus septentrionalis
Lineage: Eukaryota; Metazoa; Arthropoda; Insecta; Diptera; Culicidae
Gene: Galphao
Product: G protein alpha o subunit
Exons: 9
Coding region: 644-1708 (354 amino acids)
Biological process (GO): adenylate cyclase-modulating G protein-coupled receptor signaling pathway
Cellular component (GO): heterotrimeric G-protein complex
Molecular function (GO): GTP binding; G protein-coupled receptor binding; GTPase activity
Source: RefSeq, a predicted model, not a curated record